UUUUUUAUGAAAUUAUAAUUCAAUUGUAAAUUGUCCAAAUGAUUAGUACUCAACCAAAUAACAUACAAAUAAGACGUCAAAUAUUGAAACAUACCGAUUAUAAGUUAUGGAGUUGAACAUUGAAAAAGAAUUAAAGACAAUUGUCAGUGAAGUUGACUUCGGGAAAAAUUGUAAAUUAGUGUCGUUAAAAUUAUAUAAUUGUAUGACUGGAGAGGAGGAAUGGUGCUACCAAAAAAUAUUUUGUGAUGUUACAACAUCUGAUGGAUCUCAUCAUAACAUAAUUAUCAAGUUAAAACUUCAAGAUUUUGUACUACGCAAAUUUUUUGAAUCUGACUUAUUAUUCAAUAAUGAAUUAAUAUUUUACGAAAAGAUUAUACCGUUCCUAUUGGAGUGCCGGGGACCAACAGUUAAUGAUGCAAAUGCCCUUUUUGUACCACGUUUUUUUUAUGGUCGUAAUAAAUGUGAUGAACUUAUGUCACAUGAUUUAAUUGUUAUCGAAAACGUUAGUACAUUAGGAUAUUGUUUAAGUAAUGAAAAAGUGUUCUUGGACUUCGACCAUUUAAAAACCACACUUCGUACAAUUGCAAAGUUUCAUGGACUUUCGUAUACUGCCAAACACAAAGAUUAUGGCAGAUUCCAGGACAUCAUCACUGGUAUCAAAGAAUCACAGUACAACGGGAGAUUUAUAGUGCAGACUGGCCUGUUGAAAGUGUUCGGUCAACGAGGGAUUAAUCGUCUGUUGGAACGGGAUGGGGACAGGUACCGAGACCACGCACACAUCCGCCGCUUGUACGAGUUCUUCGAUGACGCAGAGAACACACUAUUGCAGAAAUUAAAGAGCCACGGACCACUGUCCGUCAUAUGCCACUUUGAUUGCCACCGCGACACUUUGAUGUUCCAAUAUGACGAAAACGGACGUCCGUUUGACGUGCUGCCCAUAGACUAUUUUAUGCUACAUUACGGGUCACCUGCGUUGGACCUGUCAUCGUUCCUGUACAUAUCCACCACUCAGCGGUUGCGCGAGACGCACUGGGAUGACUUACUGGACACAUAUUGCGCCGCUCUGGCCACGUCCGUCCCUCCCGGGGUCCGCAUCCCUGGUCGCACCGAAAUUGACGCCGAAAUGGCCGCGACUGCCGUUUAUGGAUUCACCAAAGCGUUGAUUGUCGUGCCGUAUAUGUUACGCUCCAGAAGUGAUGAACUGGAUUCGUUGGUGACGAGCGAUGAUCCGUUGGACUACUUUCUGGCGUUGGGCGGUGACAUGGCAACUGAGUGCUUAGCCGACGCUAUGCAGCAUUUAGUCGACAUGGGCUACACUGAUGUGCUGAAACAAUAAAAGUACUACUACCAAUCUCGUCUUCAUACAAAUGUGAAGUUGGAUUUUCUGCUAUGGUAGGCAUCAAAAACUAGCAAA
This is a messenger RNA of Acyrthosiphon pisum (pea aphid), 1414 nucleotides long. RefSeq lists its product as uncharacterized. NCBI's taxonomy places the organism in Eukaryota, Metazoa, Arthropoda, Insecta, Hemiptera, Aphididae. Bases 107 to 1336 code for a protein of 409 amino acids. The record is from RefSeq and is a predicted model, not a curated record. The transcript is spliced from 3 exons.